This is a messenger RNA of Micromonas pusilla CCMP1545, 2695 nucleotides long. RefSeq names its product peroxisomal protein importer family. The transcript is spliced from 3 exons. Gene Ontology annotation, cellular component: peroxisomal membrane; cytosol. Bases 1 to 2124 code for a protein of 707 amino acids. The record is from RefSeq and is a predicted model, not a curated record. Gene Ontology annotation, biological process: protein import into peroxisome matrix, docking. Gene Ontology annotation, molecular function: protein binding. NCBI's taxonomy places the organism in Eukaryota, Viridiplantae, Chlorophyta, Mamiellophyceae, Mamiellales, Mamiellaceae.
AUGUCCGCCAUCCGCGACCUCGUGGGCGGCGGCGACGCCGGCUGCGCGGCGCCGGACGAGCGCGCGGGGUCGACGAACCCGCUCGGGCGCCUCGCGGACGCGGUCCUCGGCGACCGGAAAUCCCAGGGCAGGCGCCCGGAGCAUCUCCGCGGCGGCCCGGGCCCCCCGGGCGCGGACGGCGGCGUCGCGUUCGCGGACCAGUUCCUCUCCGAGCAAGCGCUGCGAGGGAACCUCCUCGGCGCGGACGACCCGCACUUCUCGACGCUCCCGGGCGGGCCGACGACGCGCGGGGCCCCGCCGCUCGGAUCCUUCGGAGGCGCGGAGGACGUCGAGGAGUUCCUCCGCUACCGCGAAGCGCUCGACGCGAGCGCCGCGCGCGCGCCACCGGGCGCCGCGCGCCACCCCGCGGGACCGAUGCCGCCGCCGCCGGACCACCCCGCGCUGACCGCGGCGCUGCGAUCCGCGGUCGCGACGACGACGCCGGACGCGUCGCCGCGGACGACGCAUCCGCCGCCGCCGCCGCCGCCGGGGGAUCUCCGCGAGCUCUCGCCGCUGGAGAAGACGACGAUACGCGACAGAAGCGCGAUCAUGGCGCGGCAUCUGAACGGCGCCAGCGAGGCGGAAGUGCGCGCCAGGCUCGCGCGCGCGCUGUCGCCGCUGCGGAUCGACGCGGGGCUGGCGGACGCGCGCGGGAUGAUGGACGGGCCGCGCGAAUUCGCGCGGAUGCGCGUGGGCGAGGCUGCUGGCGCCGGUUCCGGCGCGGGCGCGCGAAGCGGCGGCGCGGCGUGGGCGAAUGAAUACGCGGCGGCGAGAGGGGGAGGUUCGGAAACGGCGGGCGAGAAAAACGAGUGGGCGAGCGAGUUCGCGGAGCAGCAGACCCCCGGCGGGGCGUGGGCGAGCGAGUUUCGCGAGGCGCAGGACGCGACGGCGACGGAGGCGGCGAGGGAGGGCGGGCCCACGGCCGCGCAGGCGGAGACCGCGGCGCAGGCGAGGGGGCUCGUCGAGACGCUGUCGCAAAACGCGGACCCGAAAUUCCAAAACAGCGAGUUCCUCAGGUUCAUGUCGCGCAUGAGCAAGGGCGAGAUCGUCGUCGAGGGCGACGCCGUCAAGGAAACGGGCUUCGCGAACGUCCCGGACGAGUGGGCGAAAGAGUUUGAAGACCACGUGUCGUCGCGCCCGGAUUGGAUCAACGAAAACGUGUGGGACCAAGUCGCGAAAGAAGACCAAGCGCUGAAGCGCGCGGAGCGAUCGACGUACGUCUUCACGGACCCGAACCCGUACCUGGGACGCGCUGACGCGCUCGAGCUCGGGAAGCGGCUGUUCCGCGAGGGGAACCUCUCCGAAGCUUCGCUCGCGCUCGAGGCGGCGGUGCGCGCGGACGCGUCCCUCUGCGAAGCCUGGCGGCUCCUCGGCACGACGCACGCAGAGAACGACGACGACCGACGCGCGAUCGCGGCGAUGACGAAAGCGAACGAGGCGGACCCGACGGACGCGAACGUGUUGCUCGCCCUGGGCGUCUCGCACACGAACGAGCUCGACGACGCGGAGGCGACGGGGUACAUGCGCGCGUGGUUGCGGCAGCAACCGCGGUUCGCCGCGAUCGAAGCCGAGCACGAAGCGUCGAACGCCGCGUCCGGGGUAACGGACACGCCCGCGAGCGUUUUGCACUUGUUCAAGCGCGCGGCCGCGGUCGCGCCGAACGACGCGGACGUUUUGUCCGUGCUCGGCGUCCUCGCGCACCUCGUGAGGGAUUACGACGCCGCCGUGGACGCGUUUAACGCCGCGUUACGAGUCGCGCCCUCGGACUAUUCGCUGUGGAAUAAACUCGGCGCGACGCAGGCGAACAGCGCGCGGUCCGCGGACGCGAUGAGUGCGUACCAGCGCGCGUUGGACCUGAAACCGAACUACGUGCGCGCGUGGUGUAACAUGGGGAUCGGGUACGCGAACCAAGGGAAGUACGAGGAGUCCGUGAAGUAUUACGUGAGGGCGUUGUCGAUGAACCCGAACGCGGAGAGCGCGUGGGGGUACCUCAGGAUAUCGUUAGGGUGCUGCGGGAGGAUCGAGCUCAUGGAGGCGGUGGACCGGAAGGAUUUAGAGGUGCUGCAGAGGGAGUUUCCGUUGUAGUGUCGUAGGAAAGCAGACCGCUCGUCGCGCUUGGUUCUCGCGCUCCUUCGCCUUCCCCGCGACUGAACGCAACCCUAAAUCACGCAUCUCAGAUCUGAGGGGACAGGGGCGCUUUUGUCACUCUCCCGUCGCCGCCCCACGCCAUGGCUCGGCGCAAGACGAGGGCGAAGAAACCCAAAGACGCGGUGUACGACCCCGUCUCCACCGCGCUCGGGAUGACGGACGUCCUCGAGCGCGUGCUGACGUUCGUGGAGAAGCCCGCCGACGUCGUGAAGAGCGCGCUCGUUUCCAAGGCGUUCAGAAAGGUCUGCAACUCAACCGCGCUGUGGAAAGCGAGGGCCGCGCAUCACAAGCCCGUGAGUCAACAUACCGUAGUUCGACAUCGUACCGUGGAAUAUCGCAAUCCGAUCUGGCUGAAUUUGCGGGUCGGUAAGGCACUGACGCGCAUGCUGGUGCGCUCCUCGGUCGACGUCCCACUUUUUAGACUAUUUUAUUUUACUUUACCAACGACUUCUCAAGUUGACAACCAAAUGACCUACACGAUACAGAAAGCUGAAGAAUACCCUUUCCU